AUGUCAUCAGCUAUAACAUCGACAAGAAUAUCGGACACACCGAUAAUUAUCAUUUGCGGCAUGCUACGUACAGGUACAACUUUACUCUAUAAUUUGCUGGCAUGCGAUCCCAACGGUCGAGCACCACUUGUUACCUAUACGUCAGUAGAACCUAUUCCACCAGUUUUGCGUUCGAAUGUUGAAGAGCAUAAACGUCGCGAGCAAGCUAAUCAAAUCUUUGGAAAAGAAACCCUUGAAGUCGCUGGUUGUACCGAUCCUGAAAGAACUAAUAGCUCGGCAUCCCAUGCUGAAUUUGCUAUUGAAGAAGAUAUUUUACUUCAGAUGGAAGCUGGAUUGGGCUAUGCAUUCGGCCUUCUAGCUCCUGAAAAUGAUGAAGUCUUCGAAUGGCUGGAUGGUACGACCAAUAAAGACUUUGCCUAUGACUAUCAUUCAACAGUCUUACAAAUGUUGCAUGAUGUUGAUCCAUCUCGUUCACAUUGGGUGCUCAAGUCCCCAGCGCAUAUACUUUGGAUUGAUACUUUGUUAAAAUAUUAUCCACAUGCAUCACUUAUUAUGUCCCAUCGACGACUCCAAGAGGUAUUUCCUUCAGGUUGUCGCCUAGUACUUGCUUGA
Molecule: messenger RNA, 612 nt
Organism: Rotaria sp. Silwood1
Lineage: Eukaryota; Metazoa; Rotifera; Eurotatoria; Philodinida; Philodinidae
Source: the annotation of a GenBank genome assembly